Molecule: messenger RNA, 783 nt
Organism: Drosophila biarmipes
Lineage: Eukaryota; Metazoa; Arthropoda; Insecta; Diptera; Drosophilidae
Exons: 2
Coding region: 109-555 (148 amino acids)
Biological process (GO): SCF-dependent proteasomal ubiquitin-dependent protein catabolic process
Cellular component (GO): nucleus; cytoplasm
Molecular function (GO): cullin family protein binding
Source: RefSeq, a predicted model, not a curated record
UACUUUAUACAUUUUAAAACAUCCACAAACGGCAGACAUCACACUCAAUACAAAACACAAUUUAUUUUUAAACACACGAAAAAAAACAGACAAUUCUCGAAACAUAAGAUGUCGAGCGCUUCUUCAGAUGUAGAUGACCCUAACUAUGUUGAUCUACAGACCAACGACGGCGUGAUUUAUACAGUGGACACUCGUUUGGCUCUACAGAUGGGACCCAUUCGUGAUUUGAUACUGCUGGAGAGAGAGAAUAACACUAGGACGACCGAAGUUUUUCCUCUGACUAGAGUAGACGCUAAGAACUUGCGAUUCAUAAUCAAGUGGUCAGCAGCUGUUGAGCAUCUGAAAGACAAUGAAAAGGAUACGCAAUCGCUGCUCAAAAAACUCCUAGUUGAAGAUGAUGCCGACUACGAGUUCCUCUUGCAACUCAUCCUGGCCGCCAACUAUCUGCAGAUGGAGGACUUGCUGCAGGCCACAACCCAACUUCUGGCAAACGCCAUACAGGCGUGCCAAAGUGUCGAGGAGAUUUGCACAUAUUUUAACGUGCAAGCCGAUUAAAAAUGAUUUGUUUUAAAAGGUAUGCAGCAGUUUCCUGAAGAUCGUAGUUGUUCCGAUCCAGCCAAAUUAUUAUAGUGUAAUUAUUUCGAGAUACUUAGGUUCUAGUAUUGAAGACCAUUUUCACCAGAUGAGAAGGCACAUUCCUAAAAAUUCCAUUUUGUAUGCAAUUCAUUUUUUAUAAACUCCUGAGAUGAACAAUGUAGCUGCUGUAAUAAAAAUAGAUUUACC